Messenger RNA from Protopolystoma xenopodis, 534 nucleotides. NCBI's taxonomy places the organism in Eukaryota, Metazoa, Platyhelminthes, Monogenea, Polystomatidea, Polystomatidae. The record is from the annotation of a GenBank genome assembly.
AUGAUGGCUAUUGCCCAACAGACAAGCCCCGGAGGCCCCGUGACCAGUCUGGUGUCCAGCGCAGCUUCUGCUAGCCCCGCUGCCGCUGCUGCUGCUGCUGCUGCUGCUAGUGUUGUUGCUAUGGCUGCUCGUGUUGUUACUAUGCCCACUAGAGAGGCUGGUGAACUCGUGUUUGGCUCCCAGUCGCUCACCGUUUCCCAGACCUCGGGGGCAGCCUGCCAUCAGGUCGUUCAUUUCAAUGGCAGACAGAGAGUUCAAGUCCCCUUCACAUCCGACGCCAGUCGAAGAUAUGAUACAGGCCUGAGCUCACCUGAUGUUGUGCCAGUCAGCCGAGCACGCAGCCUGCAAUUAUUCCACCGAACAUACGCCCUCCGAGUGGGACUUUGGAAGAGCGUCGAGUUGGCUUGCUCUGACCUCCUCCAACUUAAUCUCCCAAUACCCUCUUCUGUCAAUACUAUACGUCCCGGCAAUUACAUGUUUAUAACCAAACUUUGCUGUUCAUUCAUCUCCCGUCUACCAUUUGCCUUUUCUUGA